Oncorhynchus gorbuscha (pink salmon) is the source of this 2536-nucleotide messenger RNA. Its product is annotated as AT-rich interactive domain-containing protein 5A-like. Bases 449 to 2179 code for a protein of 576 amino acids. Gene Ontology annotation, molecular function: transcription cis-regulatory region binding. The record is from RefSeq and is a predicted model, not a curated record. Gene Ontology annotation, cellular component: nucleus. The transcript has 7 exons. Gene Ontology annotation, biological process: regulation of transcription by RNA polymerase II. Lineage: Eukaryota; Metazoa; Chordata; Actinopteri; Salmoniformes; Salmonidae.
AAUGAUUUGACUACAAUGAUCAAAUAUAUAAUCUGUUUUUGUUUUUUCAUCUGUGUAGACUAGUCUAGUAAAACACAUAAAAUAUUGCCUCAGGUAAUCAAUCUGAGAAAGGCUACAUGAGAGUAAACAAUGAUUAAAACGGUGCUUCAAUGUGCCUUGAGCCUAUUAUUAGGUGUUCAGAAAGCUUCUAUCAAAAACUCUAACUCCCAGACUCACUUGCUGUCCCCCGAGACAUGACGAACCAAUGAUGAUCCACUGAAGACGUCUUAUUUCGAGGUGUGCUGAAUUAGAGGCGCUUCUUGAAUAAGUUGUGCUGAAACAAAGUAAACGAUCUUCGGGAUUCAACGUAUUGUUUUGUAAUGAUAUUAGAUCCUGAAGGGGAGUGAGACACCAGUAAGAGACCAGUCAGGGAGGAGGGCAGAGGUGUGGAGGGGACACUGGACCAGCGAUGGAGAUUUCUGACUCGGCCAGUGACUGUGAGGAGAGGCCCAGUUCUAGCCCAAUGGAGACAGAGGAGAGGUCCUUCAUGGCAGGUUUGCACUGUUUCAUGAAGGACCGUGGCACACCCAUCGAGAGGUUACCACACCUGGGAUUUAAGCAGAUUAACCUGUGGAAAAUCUACAAAGCUGUCGAGAAGCUUAGCGGUUACAACUCUGUGACAUCGCGGCGGCUGUGGAAGAAUGUGUAUGAUGAGCUGGGCGGCAGCCCAGGCAGCACCAGCGCUGCUACCUGCACCCGCAGACACUAUGAGAGGCUUGUUUUACCCUUUGAGAGACAGUUGAGGGGGGAGGAGGACAAACCUCUGCCUCCAAGUAAACCGCGCAAACAGUAUAAGAGGAGUCCAGACGGCAAGGGGAGCAAGUCUGAGGGCAAGAGGAAGAGACCCCAUCUGGAAAAGGAGACAGACUCUGAGGGCCAGGUACAUUCUACUCCAUUGUCUCCAUGGACUACUCCAUCUGAAAGUCUCCACCCAGACCAUCCUCCACCAAUCAGUGAGACUACCGUGUGUGAUGACCUCUCUUCCUCAGCAUGCACCCUAUCCCACCCAGCCCAGGGCCCUACCUCAUGCCCCUGGAGAGGAAGUCAGCUCCAGUCUGCUGCUGCAGAUAUCAUCUCUCCUCUGGAGAAGAAGAAGCGUAUGGCCCAGGCCAGCCUGAGCGAGUCCCAGGACUCACAGAGCGCCAGUCAGGGGGACUGUAAGGGCAGGCCCUCUGUGAUCCACUGCUCCCAGUCCCCAGGGCUGUUCCUUCCCAGCCGGACACGCACUACCUCUGAGGGCUCUCCUCUCCCUGCGUCCUCCUCCUCCUCCCGUAGCCCGUCCCCCUACUCCAUCUCUUCUGAGGACUGUCCAGCACUAACUGAAGACAGGCCCCCAGUACCAAAACCAGAAGUACCCCUUCAUUUUUCCAGCAACCCUUUAUCUGCCCACAGUGGGGUCCACAAGCCUCAGACCUGCAGCCCUGAUGUCAAGGAAUAUGUUGGCUUCCCUGGAGGACAAAGAGAUUUCCCUCCGGUCAGCCCCCUACCAGUUGAAACUGUCUCUAUCAAAGGUCGAAUUAAAAACUCUGUAUGGAGCCCUGUCUGCAAUGGGAGUAACAGACAUCCAGCUCACCAAAUACCCCCACCAACGUCUUGUACAUAUACUGUUAGAUCUUGCUUGGUUCCAUCCACCUCCAGUUUCACCAAGGUUUAUCCCAAGUCUAUGGAGUCUUUGCGGCCUAUACCCUUUCAGCCAGGUUACACAUUCCAUCAGAACCCAAAUAGGCCCAUGUUGCAUGAUGACCGUCUGAUCUAUAAAAAGAAACUACAGAUGGUCCCUCGACAUUAUCAGACGGAGAAGAAGCAGAAGUCCAGGACAAUGUUGCCCAAGCCACUUCCAACUCAACAGCCUGUGUUCCACCCUAAUGCCAGCAUCCCAGUGUCCUACCUCAUCCCAGCCUAUGACAGGACAAGGGGAGACUCUGGGCAGAAGCCACCUGUACACCCUCUCUUUAUACCUACCCACGUCAGACUGUCCCAGUCCCAGACCAGCCCUAUGUACCGCCAUGUCCCAACGGGACACACACAUACUUCCUCUUAUGAGCCCGCUCUCUACUCCUAUCCCUUUCACAUUCCUAUAUGUAAUCCCCAUACUGGAUACAGCAUCACUGGUGUGCAUUAUCCUCACACCAGGCUUUGAUAGCCCCACUCUCAGACUCAAGGCCUAUUGACAAUGUGACAAGUCAAACAGAGAUAAUGACAGUACUGCUUCGUUCUAGACAUUUUCAAAACUUGCCUCGAACACUGCUGCAUUCUAUGUGAGUGAUCAACAGGGAAACAUUGUUGUGAUUGUUAUGCUGAGAUGUGCUCCCCUCCAUGGCAACUGACAGAAUUGCAGUGAUAAAAAGGACUAUACUAUCUGUAUUUGUAACAAUAACUUUGAGGUUUACUGCAAUGCACAUGUGCUUUUACGGUAUAAUACAAUCAUUUUACAUUGAUAUAAUAUAUGAAACAACACAGAUUUAUUUGACUAUUUCUGAAUAAAAUCUAAAACUAU